Messenger RNA from Penicillium canescens, 951 nucleotides. Its product is annotated as aromatic alcohol reductase. The record is from RefSeq and is a predicted model, not a curated record. NCBI's taxonomy places the organism in Eukaryota, Fungi, Ascomycota, Eurotiomycetes, Eurotiales, Aspergillaceae. The transcript has a single exon. Gene Ontology annotation, molecular function: oxidoreductase activity. Bases 1 to 951 code for a protein of 316 amino acids.
AUGAGCUAUCGGAAGCUCAGCACGAUUUGCGAUAUGAACAGAAUCCUCAUUAUUGGCGCUGGCGAGUUGGGAACUCAGGUGCUUCGGUCUUUGAUUCAACAUCCGCUUGGCCAGAAUGCCACCGUGUCUGUCUUAUUACGAUCCGGAACUAUCGAUUCAACCGAUCCACUUAAGCAGAGAGAUGUCCAAUCGUUGCGAGAAAUGGGGGUAAAUUUGGUUCCCGGAGACAUCGUGCAUGACCAAGAAUCAGCUCUCAUCUCAAUCUUCGCCGGAUAUGACACCAUUAUCGGCUGCACAGGCUUCGUUUCUGGGAAAGGCACCCAAGUGAAGGUGACCUUUGCUGUUCUUGCAGCGAAGAGUGCCCGAUAUAUUCCCUGGCAGUUUGGGGUCGACUAUGAUAUUAUCGGGCGCGGUUCGGCCCAAGACCUCUUUGAUGAACAACUGGACGUUCGGGACAUUCUCCGCUCCCAGGAGACGACCAGAUGGGCCAUAAUCUCGACUGGAAUGUUCACGAGCUUUUUGUUCGCGCCAUCUUUCGGGGUGGUGGAUAUCGACAAUGCCACUGUCUGUGCCUUGGGAAGCUGGGAGAAUCGAGUCACCAUCACCACGCCCGAGGACAUCGGGAAGUUCACCGCUGAAAUUGUGCUUGGAAAAGACUCCGAUACUCUCAUUUCUAACCAAGUCAUUCUUGUUGGUGGCGACACGAUCACCUAUGGGGAGUUAGCACAGUUGGUGGAAAGACUGGCACAAAAGCCGUUCCAGAAAAGGGUUCUUAUGGUAACAGCUGCCCAAGCUGCCCUUGGUCAGGAUCCAAACAAUGGAAUAUUGAAAUACCAACUUGUUUUUGGUCAAGGACGUGGUGUCGCAUGGGAUUUGGGAGAGACAUGGAAUUUCAAGCAGAACAUCACCGCACAAACAGCGGAGGAAUGGGCCAAAGAGAAUCUUGUGUAG